AUGGAAAAGGUCAAAAUGAAUCAUUUGCCGUUGGGAUCUGAUCAAACCAUUGAUUUUAAACGUUAUUAUUUUUAUGGCUUCAUCAUUAAUCUUUUGCCAAUUUAUAUAUUUUAUCCAAUAAGAACCGCAAAAACUAUUCAACAGUCAAACAUUGGUACUGAAUUGUCAACAUCUUUAUUUGAAGUUUUUAAAGAAAGAUUAAAAUCAGAAGGAACACGAGGCUUAUUUAAAGGUGUUAGUGUUUAUGCGAUGGGUAGUAUAGGUGGUAGAUUAGUCCACUUUGCAACCUAUGAUGCUUUAAGAGAACGUGUUGGUAAAGGUAAUGCAAAAAAUAUUGGUCUUUCGUGGCUUGAAGGCCAUAGUCAAACAACGAUCAAUGCUUUCUUGGGAACAUUGAGUGCUGUAAUUACCUCUAGCUUUAUGGUACCAUUUGAUGUUAUAUCACAACAACUUCAAAUUUCUAAGGCGUCAUCGUCUGGAAUAGACACUGUAAUUCCCGGUGGAGAGCUACCUUCAUUAAAUAAUAAUAAUAACAACAACUCCAAAAUAUCAAAAAGAACAAUAUCAACUACAUCGUCGAAAAAGUUACCAACAUUCGAAAUCGUAUCAAAUACAACGCCCGCAACAACAUCAUCCAUCAAAACAGCAUUAAUUGAGUCAUCUCAAAAAAAUUUCAUUACACGUUUAAAACCUAAUGAUGUACCACUUUAUCGAUUUUUAUAUCGCGGCUGGACUGCAGGACUACUUAACACUGUUUCAUUUUUCCCCACCUAUUUUUUUGUUUACACUUAUACACUGGAACAACUGAGACUACAACAACAAAACAAUCUAUAUUUAAAAAAUAUUUUACCAACAUCGCAUUUUUUACUUUCUGUAACGUCAGGAGUUGCAGCAGGAACUAUGGCAACUUUUACGUCGGCACCUUUUGACGUUGUCAAAACCAAAAUUCAAAUAGCUAGAAAAUCUGGUCAAGGAGACUUGAAAUGGUUAAAUGUUGCGAAUCAAAUAAUCAAAACUGAAGGAAUGAGAGGAUUGUUUGUUGGUAUGUCGGCUAGGUUAUGGAUUGUUAUACCGUUAGGAAGUUUGAAUUUCUGGGUAUUUGAAAAAGUUAAAGAGUGGAGUACCGUAGAUGUUGCUGUUAAUCCGGAUGAAAAAAGUUGA
Molecule: messenger RNA, 1161 nt
Organism: Entrophospora sp. SA101
Lineage: Eukaryota; Fungi; Glomeromycota; Glomeromycetes; Entrophosporales; Entrophosporaceae
Source: the annotation of a GenBank genome assembly